AAAAAAUGACCCUCUCUAACACGUCACCGAUGCUGACCUGUCCCCACCUUCUUAAACUGCCACAUCAUCAUUCCACAUCACCAAAACCAAAAUCAACACACAAGCUAAUACGUGAUUAGUUUGAAACUUGAAAAGAGAUGUGAGAGGAGUAGGACUCGGCUAUUUUCAUGCAUUUUUUAAGGAUUCUUUAGAGAUGCCAUAUAUAUAGCUACAGACUGACUUGUUCAAGGAGAUUACUAUGUUUCUUCAAGAAAAUAUAAAUAAAUCUGAAGUUAGUCAAACCGUGGUUGGCAAGAAAGAAAGUGAAAGAAAACCCGAGAAAAUUGUUUUUUUGAGAGUGUUGCUGUCAGAUGGAAAGAAAUAAAAACUCCAGUUCUAGUGCUAAUAAUAUGCAGAAUUACCUUACUCAACUUCAAGAAAAUAGACUUAAGGUUCAAAACUCAAGACUCCAGAACGAAACUGCAACAGUGGCGGCACAGCCAUUCAGCCAGAGGCUCUUUAGAGUCGUGUUUCUUGCACAUUUAAUCCUAACCGCAAUUCUAGUGAUCGUCCUCACCAUCCGUGGCCUCCUCUCUUUCCGUAGUCACAACUUCCACCCCAAUAAAUGGUAUCCACCAUUGCUGGCUGCAACUGGAAGUUCCGGAUUUUUGGCCUUUACAUGGCAAUGGAUCACACUCCGGUACCCCUCAACAGCUUUCAAAGCAGCAUUCUGGUUUAGUCCUCUGCUAACAUGUGCUGUAGGAAUACUACUUGUACUGAUCGGCUCUGCUCCGGGUCUAGCAAUAGGUUCUGUCGCAGUUGUUUUCGCCGUCCUUCAAUCCCUUUAUGCUUGCUGGGUAAAUCCGAGGUUCGGUUAUGCCAUCAAGAUUCUAUCUGUUUCUACAGCUUUCCCUCCCACAGGAACUACUAUAAUGGUCAUCGUUUCGAUCCUUGCGAGCAUUCUUUAUUCUGGUUUCUUGGUGUGUGGGAUCGGCGGCGCCACCAUUACUGGAACUGAAAUAGAUAUAAUCUUCACAUUGAUGAUCCUGCUAAGCCUGAUAUGGACUAUGCAAGUUAUAAGAAACACAUUGCAUGUUAUAAUUGCUCACAUCAAGUACAUAAAUUUUUCAGUUGGGGCUGAUAUGGACACAAGAGUUGCUCUAAGAGACACAAUCAAACACUUGACAGGAAGUAUAUCGAUAGGCUCUGCUACUGUCCCUUUUCUUACAGUAAUUUGUGGCUCUGCACGAGCGAUGAAACUAGUUGCAGGGGGUACAGAUGAGUUCAUGUUUUCUUGCGCUAACUGCUACUCUGCUGUAGCUUCAACAUUAGUGACCUAUGGGAAUAGAUGGGGUUUUGUGCAUGUAGGGGUUUAUCACAAGGGGAUCGUGCAGGCAUCCAUGGAUACAUGGGAGAUGUUUAGGAACACCGGAAUGGAAUCCCUAAUCAAUUCUGACCUUACUGGGUCGUUCUGCUUCCUAUCAGGUAUUGCAGGAGGUGCUGUAUGCUCCCUGGUUGGAGGAAUAUGGACACUUGCUGUUCAUAAGAGCUAUGCAACCGAAGUGUCGAUUUACGCCUUCUUGAUAGGCUAUUUCACGUGUCGGAUUGCAAUGGCGUGGCCACAAGCAUGCAUAUCAGCUUACUACGUGGCUUAUGCAGAAAAUCCACAAAGCCUAAGAUUCGACCCAACUAUUCCAGUACGAAUUCAAGAGCUUCAGAGAAAUGGGGCUUAACAAUCCUGGAAUAGACUAUAGCAUAAUUACUAAUGCCAUACAGCAAUGAGUGAAUCUAUUAUACAUUUUACCAGAAACACUGCCCUAACGAUAGUAUGAUCAAAUGAUUCUUAACAUGUAAAUUUGUGAAAGUUUUAACUUGUGGUUUGAGAGUGACAUCUAGUUGUAAAUGAUAGUGAUCUUCUUUUAUA
Messenger RNA from Mercurialis annua (annual mercury), 1903 nucleotides. Its product is annotated as protein PNS1. The transcript has 3 exons. Gene Ontology annotation, cellular component: membrane. The coding region runs from base 351 to 1712 and encodes 453 amino acids. Lineage: Eukaryota; Viridiplantae; Streptophyta; Magnoliopsida; Malpighiales; Euphorbiaceae. The record is from RefSeq and is a predicted model, not a curated record. Gene Ontology annotation, molecular function: transmembrane transporter activity. Gene Ontology annotation, biological process: transmembrane transport.